CAGCCCAUCUGAUGUGAAAACACGUUUGAACCCCAAAUACGAAAGGCUAAUUUUCAGUCACCAAUGGCGACUGAGGAAGGCUUCAUUUGACAAAUAUGGGAACGUUGUUACAAGAUAAAGAUUGAUUUAAGAAGUUUCAACUACAUCUAUACAAUUGAAGCUAAAAGAUUAUUUCCGAGUGUCUGCAUUUCCCUCUUUUUUGAAAAGAGAAAGAUUAAGCUAAAAUCUUGGAGAUAUAUUAAUUAAAACCCAAGAAGAAAGAGUAAAUACUCGGGGAAGAUGGCAGCUCCAUUGUCAGCUUGGCCUUGGGAGAACUUGGGAAUCUUCAAGUAUCUGCUAUAUGGACCUCUGCUUGCAAAAGUCAUAUAUUCACAGAUUCAUCAGGAGGAUACUUUCAUGAUUAAUUGGUGUCUCCAUAUUCUCAUUAUUAGUGCUCUUCGAGGAGCACUUCAUAUUUUCUGGAGUUCUUUCGUUAACAUGCUUUUCCUCACAAGUAAUCGCCGGAUAAACCAACAAGGCUAUGAUUUCAAGCAGAUAGACAAAGAAUGGGAUUGGGAUAAUUUCAUACUUCUUCAAGCUUCAAUUGCAUCCAUGGCAUGUUAUAUCUUCCCAUCAUUCAUUGAAAAUGUUCCUGUGUGGAACACAAAAGGAUUCAUUACUAUUUUGAUACUGCAUGUGGGAAUUUCAGAGCCACUAUACUAUUGGGUACAUAGAUACUUCCAUGGAAGUUAUCUUUUUACCCAUUACCAUUCAAUCCAUCAUUCAUCGCCUGUGCUUCAUCCCUUUACAGGUGCAACUGCAACAAUUUUGGAGCAUCUUGUACUAACCACGAUUACUGGAAUUCCAAUGAUGGGGUCUUAUAUGAUGGGAUGUGGAUCAACAACCUUGAUUUAUGGUUAUAUUUUGGCAUUUGAUUUCCUUAGAUGCUUGGGACAUUCCAAUGUUGAAAUUGUUCCUCAUCGAUUGUUCGAGAUUUUCCCCUUCUUUAGAUAUCUCCUCUAUACACCAUCAUACCACAGCCUACACCACAUAGAGAUGGGCACCAACUUCUGUCUCUUCAUGCCUCUGUUUGAUGCGAUAUGGAAGACCCUUAACACCAAUUCUUGGGAUCUCCACAGCCAAAUAUGUACAAAUGCAGGGAAAAAAGGGAGAGUGCCUGAUUUCGUGUUCUUAGCCCAUGUGGUGGAUGUUUCAUCUUCACUGCAUGCACCAUUUGUUAACAGGGCGUUUGCGUCAUUGCCAUACGCGGCCAAUCUAGCCCAUAUGCUAUUUCUGCCAUUUUGGCCGGUGGCAUUUAUGGUGAUGUUAGCCAUGUGGGCUAGGGCUAAGACCUUCCUAGUAUCCUUCUACAAUCUAAGAGAUAGAUUGCAUGCGACAUGGGUUGUGCCUAGGUUCGGCUUUCAGUAUUUCCUACCAUUUGCUCAAGAGGGCAUUAACAAACAUAUAGAAGAAGCCCUUCUUAGAGCUGAUCGAGAUGGGGUGAAGGUCAUUAGUCUUGCUGCAUUAAACAAGAAUGAAGCACUGAAUGGUGGUGGAACGCUAUUUGUGAACAAGCAUCCAAACCUUAGAGUUCGAGUGGUCCAUGGAAAUACCUUAACAGCUGCAGUUAUUCUCAAUGAAAUCCACAAGGAUGUGAAAGAAGUGUUUCUAACAGGAGCUACUUCUAAACUUGGAAGAGCGAUUGCCCUCUAUCUUUGUCAAAGGAGAGUAAGGGUCCUUAUGCUUACUCUAUCAACCGAAAGAUUCCAUAAAAUUCAGAAGGAAGCUCCCUUAGAUUGCCAGAGCUAUCUUGUCCAAGUCACCAAGUACCAGGCUGCCAGAAAUUGCAAGAAUUGGAUUGUCGGCAAGUGGAUCACACCUGGAGAGCAAAGCUGGGCUCCGAAAGGAACACAUUUCCAUCAAUUUGUUGUCCCACCAAUAUUGUCAUUUAGAAGAGACUGCACUUACGGGGAUCUUGCAGCCAUGAGACUGCCAGAGGAUGUUCAGGGGCUUGGCAAUUGCGAGUAUACUAUGGACAGAGGAGUGGUUCAUGCAUGCCACGCAGGUGGAGUGGUUCAUCUGCUUGAAGGUUGGAGUCACCAUGAAGUUGGUGCAAUAGAUGUGGACAGAAUUGAUCUGGUUUGGAAUGCUGCUUUGAAGCAUGGAUUAAAGCCUGUAUCAAGUGUUACGAAACAAAAAUUCAAUGUGAGAUGAUGAAUUUUUGUCGUAACCAAAAAUGCUCCUUUUUUUUUUUUUUAAUUUAUAUAAAGAUGGAACAAGAAUCAAAUCGUUGAUCAAGUUUCAAAUCGUUGAUCAAGUUUCAAAUCAACACCGUUAUCAUAUCUACUUUCUGAUGUCAUUUAUAUAUUAAUCAAGAAAAGCCACCAUUAGUCA
Messenger RNA from Hevea brasiliensis (rubber tree), 2373 nucleotides. Its product is annotated as very-long-chain aldehyde decarbonylase CER3. Gene Ontology annotation, biological process: lipid biosynthetic process. Gene Ontology annotation, molecular function: oxidoreductase activity; iron ion binding. The transcript is spliced from 12 exons. NCBI's taxonomy places the organism in Eukaryota, Viridiplantae, Streptophyta, Magnoliopsida, Malpighiales, Euphorbiaceae. The record is from RefSeq and is a predicted model, not a curated record. Bases 280 to 2193 code for a protein of 637 amino acids.